GGGUCGGGCGAAGACCCUCCUCAGAGCCGGGCGAGGGGCGGGGCGCCGGGCCGCGCAGGCGCAGAGGCACCCGCCGCCCCUUCCCACCCGUGCACUGCACGCGCCGGGGGCGCGGGGUCUGUGAGGGCUAGUGUCCCCAAUGAGGUACGGGCAGCGGCGUCCCGUGUGAGGCGCGUCUCCACGCCCCUGCCCUACCGUUCGCUACCUGUGCCCGGAGGUGACUUGAAGGGCAGGGCGGAGAGGCCGGAACUGCGGGCCUGUGGUGCACCUGCAGAACGGUCCUGCUCGCAAGGCUUGUCCGCUGCACCCGGACCAGCUCUCUCCUCGGCCAAUACCAUUCCCACCCCUAUGGCCCCACUCCACUCCACCGACUUCUCCAUCUUUUCCCCUUCACAGGUCACUACCACCCCCACAUCCUCCUACCAACCCUCUUCCACCACCUCUCUCUCAGGUCCAGGUUCUCAACUCAUUGAGUACGGUUCUUCCUCUGAGAAAGAGGGAGGAGGGACCAGGACCGGACCUACACAGUGGUUGCCUGGAUGGGCUUAGGAGCCUUUUUGAGGGACCUCCUUACCCCCAUCCUGGGGCUGUGAUACCUUUCCAAGCCCCUGGGACUUCCCACCCUUCCUCUACCACUCCAUCAGGAGAUCAGAGUAUGGAGGAACACCUGGCUGUCAUGCACGAGAGACUAAGACAAGAGCUUCCCACCCUUUUCCUCCGCUCCCAUGACUACACCAUAUACUCAAUGGAUGUGGAAUUCAUCAAUGAGAUCCUGAACGUUCGCACCAAGGGCCGGACAUUUUACGUUAUGUCCCUGACCCUUUGCCGCUUCCUGGCUUGGAACUAUUUUGCACAGUUCCGACUGGAGAUCUUACAGCUGACCCGCCACCCUGAGAACUGGACCCUACAAGCCCGCUGGCGCCUGAUAGGUCUGCCCGUACACAUGCUGUUCCUGCGAUUCUACAGGCGCGAUAAGGAGGAUCUUUACCGGACCUUUGAUGCCUUUUCCACCUUCUACCUGAAUUCCAGUGGCCUCAUUUGUCGCCAUCACCUGGACAAGCUGAUGCCUUCACACUCACCAUCAACGCCUGUGAAAAAGCUGCUUGUGGGAGCCCUGGUGGCCCUGGGGCUGUCAGAACCUGAGCCCAGCUUACAUCUGUGCUCCAAGACCUGAUCCAGACUUGGGUGAAGGCCGCACUGAAGACUGCUACGCACAAAAGGAGGUGGAGGUAGACAGGAAUGUCGUGCCAGCUGCCGCCCUCCACUCUCCUUCCUUCUUCCCAUCAUGCUGUGUAAAGCUGCUGUGUAAUUUAACUUGUAAAUAAUAAAGUUUAAGCAAUGAUAUAA
Messenger RNA from Rattus norvegicus (Norway rat), 1347 nucleotides. It is a transcript of the gene C20h6orf136, whose product is annotated as similar to human chromosome 6 open reading frame 136. The record is from RefSeq and is a predicted model, not a curated record. Lineage: Eukaryota; Metazoa; Chordata; Mammalia; Rodentia; Muridae.